AUGGGAAGACGCAAAGCAUACAUGGACGAUGGUGGCGAUUCAUCGGACGAAGAACGUGGGCGGAUUCAUUUUGACAUUACCGAAGAAGAUUUAGAGGAAGAACGUCAAGGGUUUUCUGGUGUACGGAAACGUAAAAUGUUUGACGAUUCUAGUGACGAUGAAGCAACGCCAAAAGGAGGAUUAGGCUCGGGAGGAUGGAAAACAGGUGGAACAACCUUAUUCGAACCAGCCAAAAAAUCUUCUACUCCAGAACCACAAAAAGUCGCAUCUCCCAAACGAAAGAAUGCAUUCGCUUCGGCAUCGUCGUCCAAGCCAGAGCCAGGUUUUGCCGGAUUCAGCAAACACACCACAGGUUUUGGACAAAAGAUGUUGGAAAAGAUGGGUUGGGCAGCCGGAAAGGGUCUUGGUGCAGGUGGUGAAGGUAUCAUCAACCCAGUAGAGACAAAAUUGCGUCCCAAGGGUAUGGGUAUGGGAUUCAAAGGCUUCGAUGAACGCACAGCCCAGGCCAAAGCAGAAGCUAAAAAACAAUCCACAAUGCGCGGUGAUGAUUCGGACCAAGAUCAAGAUCAAAGUGAGGGUGAUAGUGGUGAUAGUGAUGAUAGUGGUCAUAAAAAGAAACCUGGCAAGGCCGUGAAGCGGGAAGCAUGGAAAGCAACAGCUAAAAAGGCCAGAAAACCAAAGGUGGUUUACAAGACAGCCAACGAUAUUCUGUCAGAGAUCAUAGAGAAAGCCCCGGAAGCUCAGCAGAAAGUUAUUGACAUGACGGGACCAACAAUACGAGAAGUAUCCUUGGCUGACAUACGCACUUCAGAUUCACCGACGUUUAUGGAAACCACCACACGAUUGCCAGAACUUCGUCACAAUAUUCGUCUUCUGGUAGACCUCGCACGGGGCGAUUUGGAGAACUUAUCAAGGGAGAAACAGGCUAAUGUGUUUCGUCUGCAGGAGCUUGAUAAAGAGCUUGUAGAUAUUCAAAAGAACAUGGAGAGAGACACAAGUCAGAAAAAAAGAGUCGAAGAGAUCAAGAAUAUCGGGGUGCAGCUGGAAAGAAUAUCGCGAGAUAGUAUGGCAACAGGCGCCUACGCCAGUGGAAAUAUCACCUCACUUUUUGGCGAAUACUUUGAAAUUUUGGAAACUAAAUAUAUGGAUGAAGUGAAAUCACUUGGAUUGGAUAGCAUGGUCGUGGCUGUUUGGGCACCCAUAUUAAAGUAUAAAUGUGUUCACUGGGAUGUAUUGGACGAGCCGACCUGGGGAGUAGAUGAUGUACAAAGAUGGAGAAAGCUAUUGAGGAGCAACGAUGAUCGAGACGAGUUUGGGGAUUUAAUAGCUUCCAAGGGCGUUAAUCUGGCCACGCCAUACGAAACAAUGAUGAAUACAAUCUGGCUAACCAAAGUACGCAGUGCGAUUAAUAACCGAUGGAAUGUUCGACAGCCUGAGCCACUUAUUAUCUUACUGGAAGCAUGGAAGCCUCUACUUCCUCGUUUCAUUUUCGAAAACAUUAUCAACCAACUUUUACUUCCGAAGAUCACCACUGCCGUUUCUGACUGGGACCCACGGAACGAUCCCGAAAUGAUCCAUAGCUGGAUCCACCCCUGGCUGCCGAUUCUCGAGCCCUGGAGACUUGCUGAAAUCUUUACGAACAUUCGCCAGAAACUCUCGGUUGUACUGCGACAAUGGCAUCCUUCUGAUGAGUCCGCACUCCAUAUCAUCAUUCCCUGGAAGCAAGUGUGGACUGCCUCUCAGAUGGAAAUGUUCUUGACAAAAUGCAUUCUUCCCAAACUCACUCAAGUCCUUCGCACAGAGUUCGUAGUAGACCCACAAGAUCAGAAAAUAGAACCGUUGGUGUGGUGCCUGGCGUGGAAAGAUAUGUUUUCAACUACGAUUAUUGGCCAGCUUUUAGAACACGAAUUCUUCCCGAUGUGGCUGAAUAUGCUGUAUAACUGGCUUACACAACCCCGAGACCAAGUCAAUUAUGAUGAGGUUGGAGAGUGGUAUUUGUGGUGGAAGGCUGUCUUUGAAGAGUUCGGUCUCUGUUCGCACAAGACAGUUAGCCAGUGCUUUAGAAAGGGAUUGGACAUGAUGUUUAUGGCCGGCAAUGGUCAACCGGUCAUUCCUCCUUCUUUUUAAUAUCAAUAUAUAUACAUAUACAAUAUCUCAUCAAUACAUACAUCUAUAAUUUUCACUCAUUCACUUACUCACAUUAACAUUCAAAUUCACAUUCACAUUCAUACUCAUAUUCACACAUGUAUAUCUUGUAUAUAUUAAAAAGAAAGAAGUUGAAUGUUGUACAUAUAUAUAUAUAUAUAUGUAUAUAUAUUCUUUAUAUUGUUUU
Messenger RNA from Phycomyces blakesleeanus NRRL 1555(-), 2332 nucleotides. RefSeq lists its product as hypothetical. The transcript has 2 exons. Gene Ontology annotation, molecular function: nucleic acid binding. Gene Ontology annotation, cellular component: U2-type post-mRNA release spliceosomal complex. Lineage: Eukaryota; Fungi; Mucoromycota; Mucoromycetes; Mucorales; Phycomycetaceae. Gene Ontology annotation, biological process: spliceosomal complex disassembly. The record is from RefSeq and is a predicted model, not a curated record. Bases 1 to 2127 code for a protein of 708 amino acids.